Talpa occidentalis (Iberian mole) is the source of this 4759-nucleotide messenger RNA. RefSeq names its product zinc finger protein 740 (gene ZNF740). The record is from RefSeq and is a predicted model, not a curated record. Lineage: Eukaryota; Metazoa; Chordata; Mammalia; Eulipotyphla; Talpidae. Gene Ontology annotation, molecular function: DNA-binding transcription factor activity, RNA polymerase II-specific; RNA polymerase II cis-regulatory region sequence-specific DNA binding. The coding region runs from base 337 to 918 and encodes 193 amino acids. Gene Ontology annotation, cellular component: nucleus. Gene Ontology annotation, biological process: regulation of transcription by RNA polymerase II. The transcript is spliced from 7 exons.
CGGCGCCCCGCGGCGGGGCGGGCGGCGGGCGGCAGGUUUAUGAAACAGAUUGUGAAGUUCAUCGAGAGCAGUCAACUGGAAAACCAAGACUGGCAGACUCUUCAUUCAAUAGACAGGAGCCAGGCAGAGUCCAGGGAUUCUUGCAACAUCUCUCUUCCCUUUGGAGGACACUAAGUUUUAUUUGAAGACAAAGAAAACUCAAUAUGGCAGCAGGACUGAAGGGACACAAAGGAGUUGUUACAGUGAUCUGGUGACAGUUCUUCCAACAGCAGUGUCUUAAGGAAGGGUGGAUCAAGAAACACCUGAACUUUGGGUUGCGUUAAGUGAGAAAUCAGCAUGGCUCAGGCAAGUCUCCUGGCUUGUGAAGGCCUAGCAGGUGUGAGUUUGGUUCCCACUGCAGCCAGCAAGAAGAUGAUGCUGAGCCAGAUUGCCAGCAAGCAGGCCGAGAAUGGAGAGCGGGCAGGUAGCCCUGAUGUGCUGAGGUGCUCAAGUCAGGGCCACCGAAAAGACAGCGAUAAGUCCCGGAGCCGUAAAGAUGAUGACAGCUUGGCCGAGGCCUCUCAUUCCAAAAAGACUGUUAAAAAGGUGGUGGUAGUGGAACAAAAUGGUUCUUUUCAAGUAAAGAUUCCCAAAAAUUUUAUUUGUGAACACUGCUUUGGAGCCUUUAGGAGCAGUUACCACCUCAAGAGGCACAUCCUUAUUCAUACUGGUGAGAAGCCAUUUGAAUGUGAUAUAUGUGAUAUGCGCUUCAUCCAGAAGUACCACUUGGAGCGCCACAAGCGUGUGCACAGUGGUGAGAAGCCUUACCAGUGCGAACGAUGUCAUCAGUGUUUUUCUCGGACAGAUCGAUUACUCAGACACAAACGGAUGUGCCAAGGGUGUCAGUCCAAGACUUCCGACGGGCAGUUUUCUCUAUAGGCGCAAGGGGCCCCUGGUGGUGGGAGUGAUCAGAAGAAUCUACCGAAGAGUGCACCCCCUCUGGUCUGAUGGUCCCACCACCACCCUGUCUGUACCUGUCCCCCUCCUGGAGGAGUGGACCCAGGAGACCAGAAGAGUGCAUCAAGGGACAGCGGCCCCAGAGCCUCAGCUCUGUAAAUAAUCUGAGACUUUGAGUAUCUCGGGGAUGUUCCUGCAGCAUUCCUGGGGAGGGAAGCUAGUCCCUGGACCCUUGGCUGAGGUCAUAGAUGGAGACUCCAGGCAUAGGACCAAGACUGAAAUACGGCUCCCACAACCUUGGACUCUAGCUGGCAGCUGAAAUGGAAAAGAUUGGGGAGAGGGAUUUAUUUGUUCUGUUCUUGUUUUUGUUUAUCCAAAAGCAAUUUCAGUAGGCAUACUGUGGAUACAAGUAAUCUAGAGGCAUAAAGUCCUGGGAUAAAGCAGGGAUUUUGGCUGGUCCAGUCCUCCCCCAAAAUUGAAUUUUUGGUUAUAGUUGAUCUUCAGUGUUCCACAUCCUGCACUUCACCUCCUAGUUGAAGGCGAGUAGGGUCAGGGAAGGCAGGUGAGAGUUCAGCCUCCUCAUACACUGUAGGCGCAGAAGAAGAGCAGUGGGAGGAGUGGACGAGGCUGGAUCCAAGAUGAGUGGACAGGUGCCUCUUGCUCCCUCUAGGGAAGAGCAGGAGUUGUGUGCUUGGGUGUUACGAUGGCUCAUGUCACACUGGUAUCUGAUGAGGUCAGUUCAGUGCCUUGUGGAGGAAACUUGGGAAAGAAGGGCCCAGAAAACCCUUUCCUUCUCUCCUUAGGCAGUUGAUCCUGGAGAUAGUUUGUGGCUACCUCGUUGCCAUUGACUCCUAAGCCAGACAGAUGUUGAGCAGGAAGUCAUGGAUGUCAAAGUGGGUUCUCUCUCCUGGUGCCCACAUGGAGUAACAACUGUGCAGGAAAUAAGGAAAUUCAGGGUCCCUUGACAUGACCGUUGAGCAGUGGGAGCUGUUCUCCCUGCCCAAGUCCUAUCACUGUAUUCACGUAGAGGGAAUGAGGUCUAGCCUUCGGUCCCAAAGAACAAGAUUUUGGCUUCCUUCUUGGUGGCCACCCUCACCCAACAAAGAAUUGGUGGUGGGGAGGUGCCACUUGAGCAAGGACUGAGGAAGAAACCUAAUAUAGGUUUUAUUCUUAACCAUAUUCUUUGCUCCUCUCUGUUCUAACACCACCACCCUGUUCACCCCCAAAAAAGUGAUCAGGGGUGUGUGUGUGUUAUACGUGUUUGUAUGCUCAAAGGUGGCAUGUUAUUGAGCCAAACCUUCUUGGCCCUCAGCUUAGGAAAGGCUAAGCAUAAUACGGCCUCCUGCCACCCACACCUGAAGGGUGUGAAGUCUCAGCGGGAGCUGAAGAAUUCAAAUUAGGGGACUGGAGGGCUUUAUUUUAGAGGGUUGUUUUGUUUUGUUUUUUGGAUUUAGGAUGAUGCAACAGGCUGGUGGUUAGGGUGUUUCUAACCCAAGCCAGGUCUUAUGAAUGAAUUUUCUAAGGCAAAAUUGAAAACUCUCUUUCUGCUAAGGAAAGGAUCCUUGGGAGGGGUUCUGGGAUUUGGAGGCACUCCCACGGUGGGGUGAGGGGAACUGUCUUAGGAAUAAUCAUGGAGGCUAGGUGGACCUGACCAAGCUGUCAGUGAGGGUCUGAAGUGGCACCUCCAGGAGGAGGCUUUCAUUUCCCAGAGAAUGUAAGGAAUAGCAGCAGGAAUCUCCGGCUGUUACCUAUUCCAGAGGGGAUAACUGGGGAGGGGGAGGGUCCUUCAUACCUCUGAGGCAUGAGGAUUUCAAGGAAAAAGAAAGAAGUCAUGGCACCCUGACAGCAUCUGAGAUCCUUUUUGGGGGAGACGCUGGGGAAUGUGUUGGCACCCUUUGUUCAGGCUUUGUGCUGGCACUCCUGUUUGAUGUGGUCCAGAGCUGAAACCUCAGUCCUUGAUCUACCCUGUGGUCCCUGCAAGCAGGGCGUGUUUCCUCGUGUGAACCAGCCCCCUUCCUGUAAGGGGCUGCUGAGGCUGGAGUAUCAUUCACUUCUGGGAAGAAUACAUUCAGGAAACUGUCCUCUCAAAGCUUUUGAAAAUGGGAGGGCUCUUCCCCUGCUACUUGCAGCUAAAUGUGUUUAUUGAGACGUGGGGGCUGUAGAGGGUAUCCCGUGAGUGACCUACGCCCCCAGUGUGUGAAUGUGUGGUAGGUCAGGCUGGGCCCUGGCCCUCCCCCACCCCACCCAUCUCAGCUUCCUGCCUGUCGGUGAGCUGGAAAGACCUGAGCAUUCGUGCGUAGGGCCCAAGGAUUGGAUGUGGAGGAAGCUCACAGCAGGUGGUCGGUUUAGUUGUCUGGGUGCUGAUGUACUGGGGCAGUGGAUGUGUGUGGCGAAAGGAGUGACUUAGUGCCCAGAGGGCCUCGGAGCCCCACUGAUACUCCGGGGAAACCACAGACUAAGACCGCUGCCUAGGCUUCCAGGCCCAAUAUCCUGCCUUCUUUGCUGGGGGGGGGGGGGGGGGUCUAUCACUGGAAAGAUGCCUCAGGUGUGUUUGGGGUGAGGGGAAAGGGAGAUAGGGCAGCCUUUCAGAGACCAGGACAUGGAAUUUGGGGAUCUGGGAAAGAAAAUGGCACCAGUUUCUGGGUAGGCUGCUGUACCUGGCCCUACCAGCCUUGCCCUUCCCAGUACCCCAAGUCUUCUCCGUCCAUCUCCCCAAAGCCUCUUGUCAUCUAUCACUUAGCUACUGAUUAUGCCCCUUGGCUUGAAUUUGGAGGGUUACAUGAGGUGUGGCUGCACCACUUUAACCCUCUCCCCAGAUGCUCUUUGCCUCUGCUGUGGCCCUGGGGAUUUUAUUUUCAAUAAUUCCUCCUCCCCUUCCUCUCUACCCUUUUUUUUUUUGAAUAUACUUAUUUUGCUAUUGGGGGAGGGGAAUAUCAAAUGAACAAGAUCACUUUUAAAUGGUAGUUUUUAUAAGAUGUUAUAAACUUGUAUCUUUUUACCAUUAAAGUACAGUGUAUGUUCCUUCGUGAUAUAUUUAGAAUAUUUAAAUAAAAAUAAAAUGGGGCUUUUCUACAUACUCUCUCCUCUUUGGGAAGAAUAUCUGAUGGGGGAGCUUUUUCACUGGGGCCAGAGUAGUAUUCCUUCUUUCCACCCAAAUAUAUCCACCUCACAACUUCUAGCACCCUGUAAAUGGCCGUUUUAAAACCUACCCUCCCACGGGAGGAAGAAGUAGACGUGGACAGUAUCAGUUUUGAUAUUGAUAAGAAAAAACAGGCACAUGACAGAAUGAGGUGCAAAUGCUUGCAGUGGUUCUCAGAGUGCGGUCUGUGGCCCUCCCCCACGAGCGUUAGCCUGACACAAGUCCACCCAGCAGUGGCUGCCCAGACAGCCAUAGCCGCACACCCCCGCACACUCAAGUUUAAGAACCUAGCUCAGGUGGCAAGAGGCUGUGGUGGGGGAAAUGAAAUGAUAGCUCUGCUCUGAAGACUUUAUUAUGUACUCUGAGGGGUGAGCCCCGCUCUGUGAGGCUAGAAGCAUUCCCCUGUGAGGCUUGGGUGUCGUUUGGAAUGCCGGUUUCACGCAGCAGCAGGCGAGUGACAGACCCACCAGUCUCCAAGAGAGAAGAGCCCUGAGGAGUGUCCCUCCCGCCUUCAGGAAAGUGAACUUUCUGCUUGAAAGCGGGGAUUGACGGUGGUGGUGAUGGCGCUUCUGUAGAGAGGAUUGUUGUCCUGAGGAAAGAGGUCGGAAAUGAUGAGGAAAAGUCCCAGGCCUCGUGCUUUAUCCAGCUCUGAUGAGCCAGCUGAGAACUUGAGCAGGCCCCUCA